Molecule: messenger RNA, 1110 nt
Organism: Penicillium riverlandense
Lineage: Eukaryota; Fungi; Ascomycota; Eurotiomycetes; Eurotiales; Aspergillaceae
Exons: 4
Coding region: 1-1110 (369 amino acids)
Source: RefSeq, a predicted model, not a curated record
AUGUCGCCAGGGCGGCUCAAGGCUCCCUUCCUCCUGCUCCCAGUCGUUUUCAAAGUAUGGGUUAACAUCGUCAGUAGCACCCCGUGUCAGCGAAGCGAGUCAACGUUCCAAAAGUCAAACACGGGUCCUUACGAAUAUCAGAUUCCAUUCUCUCACUCAUCAGAGUACGACUCCGGUGGGCAGUUCCAGCACCCAAGUCUAUCCAGUUUCGGCCAGUACCGAAGGUACGAUCACGAUACGCUUUGGAAACCGGACUCCCGCCAAAAGUCUCCAGACACGAGUCGCCAGCACCUUGAUAAUAUUGACCCCCAUUUGAGCACGACUAAUUUAGCGAGCUCGUUUCCUAGUGGCGGUCACUUUGAAUGGGGCCCCACUAAUGGGUACGGGUACGAAUCUUUGGAACCUCGGCCUACUAGGACUGGGCGUUCUAGUAAUUCUAACCGGACUAAGCCCACUGGAUCUGAAAGGAGCAACUCAUCCAGUCCAAGGUCAACGGCAGUCGAUCUACAAGGAUUGAGUCUUGGAGAGCACGUUUCCUCCAAGUUGGUCCCUCCUCACGGCGCCAGCUGCCGAAGCCAUCGCAAUGACCCAGUUCUGGGGAACGUCCAGAGACAUCAUGACACGCUAGUAGUAUUCGCAAUGCUCUGGCAUGAGAAUGCUGGUCAUCACGGAACCAUCCUCAGCCAACGUGGUUCGCCAUUGGGUACCAAUCCGUUCACUCGGGGCAAGUACCAGGAACCGAUAUACAGUAGCAUCCGACGCAUGGUCGUGGUCAAAGAACAGAAGGGGUGCUGUUGGUGUGUACCCGUCACUACAUAUAGUGGACAGGGAGUUGCCAAAGCGGGGGUAGACCGGAGCAAGCAUGCCGUUAUAUAUAUGCACGGGCAUGGGAACAGACCCAUUACGAGCCCCAAUGAGCCAAAGAUGGUCAAGGAACCGAUAGAAGUCCAACCCUCGAGUCCGGAUCAGAAGCUCGACCCCAUGUCGCGGCUCAAUUUUGGUAAAGUGUAUACAGUCGAGCAUAAUGUCAAAGUGCUACCAGUUGGAAAGAUUUGCGAGAGCUCUCUAGAAAAAUUUCUUGCAUAUGCGCGCACAGAGUUCAAUCGCUAA